This is a messenger RNA of Hypomesus transpacificus, 2480 nucleotides long. RefSeq names its product TBC1 domain family, member 17 (gene tbc1d17). The record is from RefSeq and is a predicted model, not a curated record. Lineage: Eukaryota; Metazoa; Chordata; Actinopteri; Osmeriformes; Osmeridae. The coding region runs from base 82 to 1848 and encodes 588 amino acids. The transcript is spliced from 17 exons. Gene Ontology annotation, biological process: activation of GTPase activity. Gene Ontology annotation, molecular function: GTPase activator activity.
CUUGACUGACGUGAUGUAAGGCGGAAGUCUGACGUAGCUAAGAUUUGUUUUGGAAAACAAAACGAGAAACAGAAGAUAAGAAUGGAGACGAAGGCGGACAGUCCCAAGCUGGUGUUUGAGAAGGAGGGUGUGUACCUCCAUACCAACGCGACCAGAAGCAACCAAGACACCACCCUACCCGGCUUCAUCAGGAUCGUGGAGCGAGGGGGAGAGCCAGCGUUGGAGUGGAGCCCCCUAGAGGAUCAGGGUCGAACUGCUCCGGCCGUCUUCUACACCAAAAAGGAUGGGGAGGGAGGACAGGAGGACACCAACUUCGACCCCGGCUACGAGCCGGACUGGGCCGUGAUCAGCACCGUGAAGAGAGACCGGGAGCCCGUCGGCCCCGUCAGAGAGACAGGUCAGUGGUCCUUCUCCCUUCCCCUGUCGGAGCUCUACUCCCUGCGCAGGGCUCGCUUCUCCCUGGGGCGCAACUUCCUGGUGCUGACCAGCAGGGGGGGCCAUCCGCUGCCCCCGCUGCACUUCCACAGAGGGGGCACCAGGGACCUGCUGAGGGCCCUGCAGCGCUACAUCAUCCUGUCCCCCUCCCCGGUGGACGGGCGGCUCUACCUGGCCUAUCCCCACGACUCCGGGGCCCUGUCUCAGUCCUUCGACGAGCUGCAGCUGUUCGACGACGGCGGCGCCGACCUGGUUUCGAGGUUCAUCCAGGACCCUUAUGCCACCACCUUCGGGGGCUUCUCCAAGGUGACAAACUUCUUCCGGGGAGCCCUCCGGCCUCCCGGGGGUGCCCUCCACCCCCGUGACCCCCAGGACCCUCACGGGCCCCCGUCCGCGGACGACGAGCCGGGCUUUGAGCUCAUCACCUGUGGGGCGGAGCUGGGCCCCAGACCGGAGGUCAGGAGAGGUCCUCCCCUGGAUAAGUGGGAGGAGUUCCUGGACUCUGACGGCCGCGUACAGGACCCACAGAGGAUCAAGGAUCUGGUGUUCAGAGGGGGUAUCCUUCCCUCCCUGAGGAAAGAGGUGUGGAAGUUCCUGUUGGGGUUCUACCCGUGGAACAGCACGGCCCUGGAGCGAGAGGACAUUCUCAGGAAGAAGACGGAUGAAUACUUCAGGAUGAAGGUUCAGUGGAAGUCCGUCAGCGAGGAGCAGGAGAUGAGAAACUCCCUCCUCCGGGGAUACCGCAGUCUGAUAGAGAGAGACGUGAACAGGACGGACAGACAGCACACCUUCUUCUCUGGGAACGACAACCCUGGCCUGGUCCUGCUGCACGACGUGCUGAUGACCUACUGCAUGUUCAACUUUGACCUGGGCUAUGUUCAGGGCAUGAGUGACCUGCUGGCUCCCAUCCUGUUUGUGACCCAGAACGAGGUGGAGUCCUUCUGGUGUCUGACUGGCUUCAUGGAGCUUGUGCACCAGAACUUUGAGGAGUCCCAGGAAGCCAUGAAACAGCAGCUGCUGCAGCUGAGCCUGCUGCUCCGAGCGCUGGACCCGGAGCUCUGCGACUACCUGGACUCUCAGGACAGUGGCUCUCUGUGCUUCUGUUUCCGCUGGUUACUGAUCUGGUUCAAGAGAGAGUUCUCCUUUGAGGACAUCCUGACGCUCUGGGAGGUGAUGUGGACCCGCCUGCCCUGUGAGAACUUCCACCUGCUCAUGGCCUGUUCCAUCCUGGAGUCCCAGCGGGGGGAGCUCAUCGGGUCGGACCACGACUUCAACACUAUCCUGAAGCACAUCAAUGAGCUGAACAUGAGGCUGGACCUCCAGGCAGUGCUGACAGGAUCAGAGGCCAUCUACCUCCAGCUAAGCAGCUGCAAGGAGCUGCCAGGGAAGGUGAAGCAGGUCCUGGGGCUGUAGGGCUGUACGUUCCCUCCAGCUGCCAGGGAAGGUGAAGCAGGUCCUGGGGCUGUACGUUCCCUCCAGCUGCCAGGGAAGGUGAAGCAGGUCCUGGGGCUGUACGUUCCCUCCAGCUGCCAGGGAAGGUGAAGCAGGUCCUGGGGCUGGGGAAGGUGAAGCAGGUCCUGGGGCUGUACGUUCCCUCCAGCUCUGAGGAACCCAGCCCAGACUCUGACCCCACCGAGACACAGCACCUGCUCUGCCAAUCACAGCCAGGAACGUCCGCAGCCAGCCAAUCACGUAGCGGCGGAGCAGCUGCGCGCCCGCCCCCUACCUACCCCUGAACUUGACAGAGUGGAGGAUUGACACUACGAGAUAAAGGAAUGAUGCGAUGUGUUUUAUAUAGGAAUGCAGACGUACUGCAGUAUAUUGAAGGACUUAAUGUGUAAACGGACUAUUCUGUACUGUGCUUUGGACUAUGAAUACUGCAAACUGACAGGGCAGAAAGGAGUCAUUACUGCGUUGGAGAGGAGUCGGUUUGAACUUGUACUGUUAAUGAAUGUAUUUAGCCAAGAUAUCUAAACACCAGUGCGUUGUCUUUAUAUGUGCUGAGGAUAGAGAGAAGAUACUGUAUUCCCUGUUUAGGCUUGUGU